CCAUUUUGUGGCGGUUGGUUGCCUGUGAGGGAAAGCGGGCCCGGAGAGGGCCGGGCUGGGCCGGUGGAGGCCGAGCUCGCAGCGGGCUGGCCGGGGCCCUCGGCGGCCUCCCCCGCGCCAUGUCCUCGUUCUCGGAGUCGGCGCUCGAGCGGAAGCUGUCGGAGCUGAGCAACUCCCAGCAGAGCGUCCAGACGCUGAGCCUGUGGCUCAUCCACCACCGCAAGCACGCCGGGCCCAUCGUCACCGUCUGGCACCGCGAGCUCCGUAAGGCAAAAUCCAGUCGGAAACUUACUUUCCUAUACCUGGCAAAUGAUGUUAUCCAGAACAGUAAAAGGAAAGGACCCGAAUUUACAAGGGAAUUUGAAUCUGUUCUUGUGGAUGCUUUUUCACAUGUCGCCAGAGAAGCAGAUGAGGGCUGCAAGAAGCCCUUGGAACGAUUGCUGAACAUCUGGCAGGAAAGGAGUGUGUAUGGCAGCGAAUUCAUACAGCAGUUGAAACUGUCUAUGGAGGACUCCAGUAGCCCCCAACCCAAAGUUACAGAGGAGAAGAAGUCCUUGAAGCGGACAUUUCAGCAGAUACAAGAGGAAGAAGAUGAUGAUUACCCAGGGAGCUACUCCCCUCAGGAUGCCAGCGCUGGGCCCCUUCUGACUGAAGACUUGAUCAAAGCACUGCAAGAUCUGGAAAAUGCAGCAUCGGGAGAUGCCACAGUGCGGCAGAAAAUCGCCUCUCUUCCCCAAGAGGUUCAGGACGUGUCCCUGCUAGAGAAGAUUACAGACAAAGAGGCAGCGGAGCGCCUUUCAAAGACAGUGGACGAGGCAUGUUUGCUGCUCGCGGAGUACAAUGGGCGACUGGCGGCAGAGCUGGAGGAUCGGCGCCAGCUGGCACGCAUGUUGAUUGAGUACACGCAGAAUCAGAAGGACGUGCUGACGGAGAAAGAGAAGAAGCUGGAAGAGUACAAGCAGAAGCUCGCUCGGGUAACUCAGGUCCGCAAGGAGCUCAAAUCCCACAUCCAGAGCCUUCCCGAUCUGUCGCUGUUGCCCAACGUCACCGGGGGAUUGGCACCUCUGCCGUCUGCUGGGGACCUGUUCUCAACUGACUAGGACCCGCCAUGGGGUCUGCAUCCCCUCCCCUCCCUGCCCCCCUUCCAGUUAACGUCAGCAGAACUCACAUGACGACUGGAGAUUCUCCCAGCAAGCCGACAUAGGAAGGAAGUGACAGAGACCGUCCUCUGGCCCUCUCCGCGGCGCACGCUGCCUCUCAUGUUGAUGGGGCGGGUGCGGCUACCAGUCCUUUGAAAGGAGGACAGCUUUACUUGUAUUUGGCAAACAUUCACGUUGUCUUUGGUUCCCCUUAGCACUUCCAGUUUCUGCAGCAGACUGUGCAAAUCAUGUGUGUGUGUCAACUUCUGAGAGUUUUCAGCAAAAACAAUGUUGAUUUCUGCUUGCCUCCCCCCCCCCCCGCCCCCCCUGUAUAAAAAGAAUUGGGUGGUUUUCUGAACUGGUUUGUUGUGUGUCAAGCUUGAUCUCUGGGUGGGCUUCGCAAGUUGUUCAGGAUGCUGCUUUACAGGUGACCUGUCUUUUUGCAGUGUGCGGGCCACCAGUGACCGAAGCAUGUCCUCGUGACCUUUGGGUGAAUGCACACUUCCCCCUGGCAGUGCUGCUCGUGAGCUUGCGCUGCUCCCCAAGCAGUGUUGCGCAGGCUGUCCUGUGUCUGUGUCUGUGUUGGCACCACAGUUCUUUCUUCUCACCAUGUGAAUCAGUUGCAGUUGUGUGUCUGAGCACUAGAGAAACCACUUCUCUGAAACACUGUCAGUCUAAAUUUCUCUGUAAGCAUUAGCAGAAGGGCUAAACUUUGAAGGCUGUUAUGUGUGGCCACAAUCCUCAAAUCGUAGCCCCACUCACCUGAGCAAGAGGUUGUGGAGGAGACUUCCCGUGGGGUAGAUGAGUAGUGCCCAUCUUUGAUCUACAUCCAUCCAUCUUGGUUCACCCUGACUGUUCUUCUCCCUUCACCAACCUGCAGUGAUACUAGUGCAUAAUUAUGCUACAUACACAUUCAUGUAAGCUAGGACUAGUUUAUUUGGGGAGAGCCACCUCCCCCCCCUCUCCCCCCCCGCCAUCAAAAGCUGUUAGUGGGCUACCUGUUACCAGGGCGGUCCUGGCAUCCUUUGCCCUUCAGUUUGAGAGGAGGCAAUUGGCCUCUCCCAGCCUUGAUCGCCUCGAUGGGACUGCCUUUUCCUUCAUGGGGCCGGCAAGUGUCCUGCAGUCUGGCCCUUGUUUUGCCAAAGGCAGCCAUGGCAGUGUGUUGCCCCUCAAGGCUUGGUGCGCUCAGACGUUGCGUUUUAAACUGAAAACCUCCUUCCCUGCUGAGGCUGUCAGUCUUUGCAGCAUGCGUGCAUGCGUACACAAACACACACAUGCCCAGUACUUACGAGGUGCUGGAAGAAGUUCCAGGUUGGUUUCAUGAACGUGGCAUCACAAUGUUACCAGGAGGGGGGGGGGGCUUUCGUGAGGCCGUUUUGCUGCAUGCAGGCCCCAGGCCAGCCCCCCCCCCCCUGCAUCUGGGUUGCCUGUUAAAAGGGACUUCAUGAAUUGGCCUCAUUUCUAGUUGGAAACAAAGUACCUUUAGGGCAAAGAAACCAGUCUGAGCAUCUCAGAUUGAUUAUUUGAGUGGCUUUGCUGUGAGUACCACCUUCUGGGUCUAAAGAAAUAGAAAUGACUUGGGUUCUUUCCCCCCUGCACAAUAUUUUUAUGCUUUAUUUUAAUAUAACUGAAAGUAUAUGGAUUUAAUUUGACUUGCAAGAUCAGGGAGGCUCAGGAGUCUGUCGGGGCACCUUCGCAGUCGGUGGGGGCGGGUAUCCUUUCAAGAUCAAAGCGUUUUCUUAAAUCUAUAUAUGAAGUGAUUUAGAAUUAAACUUAGAGGUAUAGGCUGCCAUUUAAGCAGCAGUAUAUUCUGAAAUGUCUCAUAAAUAUAUUUUUGAAUAAAGAGGGUGUCAUUCA
Eublepharis macularius is the source of this 2996-nucleotide messenger RNA. RefSeq names its product regulation of nuclear pre-mRNA domain containing 1B (gene RPRD1B). Gene Ontology annotation, molecular function: RNA polymerase II C-terminal domain binding. Gene Ontology annotation, cellular component: RNA polymerase II, holoenzyme. The transcript is spliced from 7 exons. The coding region runs from base 120 to 1100 and encodes 326 amino acids. The record is from RefSeq and is a predicted model, not a curated record. Gene Ontology annotation, biological process: mRNA 3'-end processing. NCBI's taxonomy places the organism in Eukaryota, Metazoa, Chordata, Lepidosauria, Squamata, Eublepharidae.